AAAUCAUAACGAUCUGGUCAUGAGUCAUGACUCAUGAAUAAGGGAAGGGCACGGCAGUUCCUAGGCUUUGUCCUGUUGCAGAAUGGUCUUUCCCUUAUCCCUCUUUGUCAUUGCCCCUACGCAAUCUUUAUCAUCUCAACUGAAAACUGACUCAGCUUUAACGUCACCAUAUCGUUAUCAUUAUCCUCUUUCACGCUUCCCAAGCUUCUCAUAAAUUUAGAUCUCUGCGCUUUUUUUCUUCCCAUCCCAUUCGUGAUCCGCUGUUUUGUUCUGAAUUGCUCUUGCUUUCGUUUCUGGGUUUCGAGGGUUUAAUUCCGAUGUUUUUGGGGAUUUUGGAGGAAACCCCUUUCGUUUUUUGAUCGAUUUUUGGGACCCUGGUUUCUGGGUUUGCUUUUGGGAGUUUGAUCCGAGAAUUGAUCGUGGGAAUUGGAGGAAGUGGGCUCAAGCAUUGUGCAUAUUAGCGGGUCCGCUUCUGAAAACCGAGGUUGGAAUCUGUCUCUUUGAUCAUCUUUUUCCUUGUCCUGAUCAAGCAUGUGGAAUUAGGUUUAUUAGGCUUUUGACUUUUUAAGGAAGCCGGUAGAGCUUUUGCUGAACUUUUUAGAUUAAGCACAUGUAUCAUAUCAGAUCAAAUAGCUUGUUUGGGUUUAGAGCUUAAUUUGUUUCUCGUCCUUGUUGAUUUCCCCUUUUUAAUUUGUUGAAAAUUUUCCAAUUCACGGUGAAGACUAAAACCCAGCUGUCAUUUCCCUGUAUCUUUCUAUUUUCGUUCAUUUUGUGAACCAAACAAAACCUCUCCUGAACAAAAUCAGUUCUUUUGCUUGUAAAUACUUGCAAACGAGGCCAAACUUGGGGUUAGUGGGAGGCUACCCGGAUCAUAGAUUAGGCGAUCGUUAUAUCCUUUUCUUUGGACUAGGUUUUUUUAACUAGUUAGCCUUUGAUAAAACCAAUCUUCUGAGCACCAACUUUUUCAUUCCUUGAGGAUCUGAGAUAUGGAUAUAAGUAAUGAGGCCAGUGUUGAUCCAUUCUCCAUUGGACCUUCAACAAUAGUUGGACGGACAAUUGCUUUCAGAAUCUUGUUCUGCAAGUCCAUGUCACAUUUGAGGCAUCGAGUUUUUCACGUCUUGUUGGAAUUGAUAUAUAAAUUUAGGGACAACAUAGCACCCAUGAUAUCAUGGUUUCAUCCUCGGAACCCUCAAGGGAUACUGGCUAUGGUGACAAUAAUUGCAUUCUUGUUGAAACGAUACACUAAUGUGAAAAUGAGGGCUGAGUUGGCUUAUCGGAGGAAAUUUUGGAGGAAUAUGAUGAGAACAGCAUUGACUUAUGAGGAGUGGGCUCAUGCUGCGAAAAUGCUUGAUAAAGAAACACCAAAAAUGAAUGAAUCAGACCUUUAUGAUGAAGAACUUGUGAUGAACAAGCUCCAAGAGCUCCGGCACCGCCGUCAGGAGGGAUCUCUAAGAGAUAUAAUCUUCUUUAUGCGAGCUGACCUGAUUAGGAAUCUUGGUAAUAUGUGCAAUCCUGAGCUUCACAAGGGUCGGCUUCAUGUGCCAAAGCGAAUAAAGGAGUAUAUUGAUGAGGUCUCAACUCAGUUGAGAAUGGUUUGUGACUUUGAUUCAGAGGAGCUUCUCUUGGAAGAGAAGCUUGCCUUUAUGCAUGAAACAAGACAUGCCUUUGGGAGGACGGCGUUGCUUUUAAGUGGGGGUGCUUCCCUUGGAGCUUUUCAUGUUGGUGUGGUGAAAACGCUGGUAGAGCACAAACUUUUGCCUCGAAUAAUUGCUGGUUCUAGUGUGGGAUCCAUUAUGUGUUCAGUUGUUGCCACCAGAUCUUGGCCUGAGCUUCAAAGUUUUUUUGAGGAUUCUUGGCACUCAUUGCAGUUUUUUGAUACAAUGGGUGGGAUUUUUACAGUGGUUAAGAGAGUUAUGACACGUGGAGCACUUCAUGAGAUCAGGCAAUUGCAGAAGAUGUUAAGGCAUCUCACAAGUAAUCUUACAUUCCAAGAAGCUUAUGACAUGACAGGUCGAAUUCUUGGAAUUACAGUUUGCUCCCCUCGGAAGCAUGAACCACCAAGAUGCCUUAACUACUUGACUUCACCUCAUGUUGUUAUUUGGAGCGCAGUGACUGCUUCUUGUGCCUUUCCUGGCCUUUUUGAGGCCCAGGAACUAAUGGCAAAGGAUAGAAGCGGAGAAAUCGUUCCUUAUCAUCCACCAUUUCAUUUGGGUGCUGAACAGGCUUCAGGCACGACCGCACGCCGGUGGAGGGAUGGUAGCUUGGAAAUUGAUUUGCCCAUGAUGCAAUUGAAGGAACUGUUCAAUGUCAACCAUUUUAUUGUGAGUCAGGCGAACCCUCACAUUUCACCAUUAUUGAGGUUGAAGGAGUUUGUGAGAGCUUAUGGAGGAAACUUUGCCGCUAAGCUUGCUCAUCUUGCUGAGAUGGAGGUCAAACAUAGAUGCAACCAGAUAUUGGAACUUGGUUUCCCAUUAGGAGGACUUGCCAGGCUGUUCGCCCAAGAUUGGGAGGGAGAUGUCACUGUUGUUAUGCCUGCCACACUUGCUCAGUACUCAAAAAUUUUACAAAACCCUUCUUAUUUGGAGCUUCAAAAGGCAGCCAACCAAGGAAGGAGGUGCACUUGGGAGAAGCUUUCAGCCAUUAAAGCCAACUGUGGGAUUGAGCUUGCUCUUGAUGAGUGUGUUGCAAUUCUCAAUCAUAUGCGUAGACUCAAAAGGAGCGCUGACCGAGCUGCUGCUUCUUCUCAUGGGCUGGCCAACACUGUCAGGUUCAAUGCUUCUAGAAGGAUUCCUUCAUGGAACUGCAUUGCAAGAGAGAACUCAACUGGCUCCCUUGAAGAAGACCUCUUCAUAGAUGUUGCUUCGUCAUUCCAUCAAGGAGUCAGUGGGUCCAUGGGAGGACAUCCUGGCCGGAAUUCACGGACCCACCGUAACUUACAUGAUGGAAGUGAUAGUGAGCCGGAGAGUGUAGAUUUAAAUUCUUGGACAAGAUCCGGUGGGCCCUUGAUGAGGACUACAUCAGCAAAUAAGUUCAUAGACUUUGUUCAGAAUCUGGACCUUGAUGCUGAACUGAACAGAAGUGGGAUGGGUGCUCCUAACUCUAUUGUCAUUCAGAUGGUAGGCAUGGAUCCAUACUGUCAAAACUCAAGGGUAACAACACCUGAUAGAAGCUCAGACAGCACAGAGGUUGACCAGAGAGAUCUCUACAAUAGAGCUCCAACAAAUGGAUCUAGCAUUAUGGUGACUGAAGGUGAUCUUUUGCAGCCUGAAAAGAUCCAUAACGGAAUUGUCUUUAAUGUUGUAAAGAAGGAAGAUUUGACACUGUCAAACCGGAGCCAUGACUCAGAAAGUUACAGUCCAGUUGCUGAAUGUGUUCAACUUGAUUGUCCAGAAAAGGAAAUGGAUGCCAGCUCAUCUUCUGAAAAUGGAGAAGAUGAUAUCUCUGCUGCAAAGUGCCCAAAUGAAAUGACUUGGAAUACUGAUUUCAUUGAUAAUUCUGGUGUAGAUGGUGGUAAUGGUCCGGGUGUUUUGGAUGGCUGAAAUUUGAGGGUCCAUGUUGCUUCAAUCAGUCUUAUAUCAAGUAGAUAGUUGUUAAAAGGGUAAAAGAUGCACUGCCAGUACCUGUACACAGAAGUAGAGGAUUCUUAUUCUACAAGAAAUUAUGAGGGAAGCGACUAACACUACUGAAAACGUCUAAUUCAGGUGUCGCCAUAGCCAUGUUGGAUUGCAUUUGUAAACCACUGCUGCAAUAUUCCUGUGAGCAGUUUCUGGCCUUCACUCUGCUAUGCGGCAAGUUGUUCAAUAAAGUAUGACCUAUUUUUGCCGUGAAAAAUUCAUUGUGACUGCCAUUAUUAGUCAAUAUACAAAUUUAUGUUGUCUGAUAUUACAAAUUUGAACUG
Messenger RNA from Vitis riparia (riverbank grape), 3898 nucleotides. RefSeq names its product triacylglycerol lipase SDP1-like. Gene Ontology annotation, molecular function: triacylglycerol lipase activity. Bases 987 to 3539 code for a protein of 850 amino acids. The record is from RefSeq and is a predicted model, not a curated record. Gene Ontology annotation, biological process: lipid metabolic process. NCBI's taxonomy places the organism in Eukaryota, Viridiplantae, Streptophyta, Magnoliopsida, Vitales, Vitaceae. The transcript has 3 exons.